UUUAUAAAGUCCACCCGACCUCACCUAAUGUCAAAAGAAACCAACGGCAGGAGGAGGGAGACACCUCGAGGAAACCACAGCACCCAAAGAACAAGAAAGGCGAUACCCCUUCUCCCACCACCACCGUUUCCGUCCAUCUCCAUCCUCACCGCCGGCGACGCUCACCUCCGACGACCGAUCGGCGACCUGCUUCAGCCAUGGCAAUGGCUUACAAGAUGGCGACGGAGGGGAUGAACGUGAAGGAGGAGUGCCAGAGGUGGUUCAUGGAGAUGAAGUGGAAGAAGGUGCACCGGUUCGUGGUGUACAAGAUCGACGAGCGGUCGCGCGCCGUGCUGGUGGACAAGGUGGGCGGCCCCGGCGAAGGGUACGAGGAGCUCGUCGCCGCGCUGCCCACCGACGACUGCCGCUACGCCGUCUUCGACUUCGACUUCGUCACCGUCGACAACUGCCAGAAGAGCAAGAUCUUCUUCAUCGCCUGGUCACCGACCGCAUCGAGGAUAAGAGCCAAGAUUCUGUACGCGACGUCGAAGCAAGGGCUGAGGCGGGUGCUUGACGGGGUCCACUACGAGGUGCAAGCCACGGACUCCUCCGAGAUGGGCUACGACGUCAUCCGAGGCCGCGCUCAGUGAGCUGAGCUCCUCCGGCGCCGGCGCGCCGCCGCGACGCGACGAGUCGCGGGCGGGCUUGCGGCGCUGUACUUAGCACGUACUCACCCCCAGUGUGUGUGGUAUAAUCGGACGGAUGCUAAUUGGCUCUCUCGUUCUCGUAGUAGGGCGGCUGAUGAUGCGAUCUGACGAGGGUUUGUGAAUUUGGUUUAGAGUUUGGCGUGGCGUGGCGUGCUGUUUCGUUUGGAGAGUUGGAGGGGUGUGUGUAGCGUGGCGUGUUGCUGAGGGAGUGGCAGCGGAUUAGUGAAACGUCCCAUGUCGGUGACGUAGAAAUUCCACUGAUGAUGCUCCACUUGGUUGAUUAAUUGUUCCAGGAAACAUGAUCGGGGUGCUUCAAAAUUUUGUUCGCCUGCUGGAAUAAAAGGACACUUGACACUUCACA
Molecule: messenger RNA, 1047 nt
Organism: Oryza sativa Japonica Group (Japanese rice)
Lineage: Eukaryota; Viridiplantae; Streptophyta; Magnoliopsida; Poales; Poaceae
Source: RefSeq, a predicted model, not a curated record